GAAGGCCCCAAAGCAUUGGCAACUCAGAACGGAUUCAGCUCUCAGGAAUGUACAACGUUCGAAAAGGGAAAAUUCAUUUGCCAGUCAACAGAUGGACAAGACGCCAAGCUAUCCUUUGUGGGACAUGCUUAAUAGUAUCAUCGGUGAAAGAGAGCCAGACUGGAAAGAUGCAUGUCCUCCCUCUAAUUGGUGGAAAAGUGGAAGAAGUGAAAAAGCACCAGCACUGUUUAGCAUUCAGCUCUUCUGGACCACAAAGCCAGACCUACUACAUUUGUUUUGAUACGUUCACAGAAUACUUGCGGUGGCUUCGACAAGCGUCAAAGAUUGCAUCACAGCGCAUAAGCUCAGUGGAUCUGUCAUGCUGCAGUCUUGAGCAUCUGCCUGCCAACCUCUUCUACAGUCAAGACCUCACUCAUCUCAACCUAAAGCAGAACUUCCUGAGGAUAAACCCAAGCCCAUCUACAAGCACAGGGCUUGGUGAAUUACAGAGGUUCACGAAGCUGAAAAGUCUUAACCUCUCCAGUAAUAAUUUAGGAGACUUUCCAUUGGCAGUUUGCAGUAUUUCAACUUUGACUGAGCUCAACAUGUCCUGCAAUGCCCUGAGAAGUGUUCCAGUAGCUGUUGGAGAUAUGUACAAUUUGCAGACAUUUUUGCUGGAUGGCAAUUUUCUCCAGUCCCUCCCUGCUGAAUUGGAGCACAUGCAUCAGCUCAGCUAUCUGAGUCUUUCCUUCAAUGAAUUCACUGACAUUCCAGGGGUAUUAGAGAAAAUGACUGCCAUGGAUAAACUCUGUAUGUCUGGAAACUGCAUAGAUGCCCUCAACCUACCAACGCUGAGAAGAAUGCCUCAUAUUAAACACGUGGAUCUAAGAUUGAAUGUAAUUAGGAGGCUGGUGGCAGAUGAAGUAGAUUUCCUUCAUCACGUGACCCAGUUAGAUGUACGAGACAAUAAACUCUGUGAACUUGAUGCAACAGUUUUCAACAACAUUGAAGUGCUGCACUGUGAACGAAAUCAGCUGGUGACCCUCAAGAUCAGUGGAUAUUGUCUCAAAGGUCUUUAUGCCUCUUCAAAUGAACUUGUUCAUCUUGAUGUGUAUCCAGUUCCAAAUCACCUGACUUGCAUGGAUAUUUCUAGAAACCACUUGGAAAACCUGCCCGAAUGGGUUUGUGACAGCAGAAAGCUAGAAGUGUUGGAUGCUGGCCACAAUCAAAUUUGUGAGCUGCCUGCCCGGUUGUUCUGCAAUAGUAGCUUGCGGAAGCUGUUGGUGGGACAUAACCAGCUGGGGAGACUGCCCGACAGGCUUGAACACACACAGGUGGAGGUCCUGGAUAUACAACACAACCAGCUGCUUGAGUUGCCAUCUAACCUUCUCCUGAAAGCUGACAGCCUGAGGUUCCUGAAUGCCUCUGCCAACAAGCUGGAAAUGCUUCCCCCAGCCACUCUUUCUGAAGAGACCCACAGCAUCUUGCAGGAGCUGUAUUUGACCAAUAACAACCUCACAGAUAAAUGUGUGCCCUUGUUAACAGGCCAUCCACACCUGAAGAUUCUGCACAUGGCCUACAACCACCUUCAGAGCUUUCCAGCAAGUAAAAUGGCCAAGCUUGAGGAGUUGGAGGAAAUAGAUAUUAGUGGGAACAAACUGAAAGCCAUUCCAACAACCAUCAUGAACUGUCGGCGUAUGCAUACAGUGACUGCUCACUCCAACUGCAUCGAAGUUUUCCCAGAAGUCAUGCAGCUUCCUGAAAUAAAGUGUGUGGACCUAAGCUGCAAUGAACUGAGUGAAAUUACAUUACCUGAAAACCUGCCUCCAAAGCUACAGGAACUUGACUUGACAGGAAACCCCAGACUAGCUCUGGAUCACAAAACCCUAGAGAUGCUGAAUAACAUCCGCUGUUUUAAGAUUGACCAGCCCUCAGCCGGUGAUGCUUCAGGAGCCCCAGCGGUAUGGAGCCAUGGUUACACUGAAGCCUCAGGAGUUAAGAACAAGUUGUGUGUCGCAGCACUGUCAGCCAAUAACUUCUGCGACAACAGGGAAGCAUUGUAUGGUGUCUUCGAUGGAGACCGCAAUGUGGAAGUGCCCUACCUGCUGCAGUGUACGAUGAGUGACAUCUUAGCAGAAGAGCUGCAGAAAACAAAGAAUGAAGAGGAGUACAUGAUCAAUACUUUCAUCGUGAUGCAGAGAAAACUUGGAACUGCUGGACAAAAACUUGGAGGCUCUGCUGUCCUUUGCCAUAUAAAACAUGAUCCCAUGGACCCUGGUGGAUGCUUCACAUUAACCUCAGCAAACGUGGGGAAGUGCCAAACAGUUCUCUGUAGGAAUGGAAAACCUCUGCCUUUGUCUAGGUGUUAUGUGAUGAGUUACGAAGAAGAGCUCAAGAGGAUUAAGCAGCAUAAGGCCAUUAUCACAGAGGAUGGCAAAGUAAACGGUGUGACAGAUUCUACCAGGAUCUUGGGCUAUACCUUCCUUCACCCCAGCGUUGUGCCCCGUCCGCAUGUCCAGUCCAUUACUUUGACUCCACAAGAUGAGUUCUUCAUUCUGGGUAGCAAGGGACUAUGGGACAGCCUCUCUAUGGAUGAGGCUGUGGAAGCAGUCAGAAAUGUGCCUGAUGCCCUGGCAGCUGCGAAGAAGCUUUGCACUUUGGCCCAGAGUUACGGUUGCAAUGACAGCAUCAGUGCCGUGGUGGUUCAGCUCAAUGUGACAGAGGACAGCUUCUGUUGUUGUGAACUCGGUGGAGUCCCACCUCCCAGUCCAGGCAUCUUCCCCCAGUCAGUGAAUGUGGUCAUUAAGGACAGGCCAACAGAUGCUUUGGGAAUGCCGUCUUCGAGUAGUGGCAUGGCCUCUGAGAUCAGCAGCGAGAUCUCCACCUCUGAAAUGAGCAGCGAGGUGGGGUCCACAGCCUCAGAUGAGCCUCCUCAGGUUGCCAUGAAUGAGAACAGCCCAGCCUACCCCAGUGAGCAGCGCUGCAUGCUUCACCCAGUCUGCCUGUCCAACUCUUUCCAAAGGCAGUUGUCCAGCGCCACCUUCUCGAGUGCUUUCUCUGACAAUGGCCUUGACAGUGAUGAUGAGGAACCGAUUGAGGGUGUCUUUACCAAUGGAAGCCGGGUGGAGGUAGAGGUAGACAUCCACUGCAGUCGAACCAAGGAGAAACAGCUGCUCCAAGUGGCCGUGGAAGCCAGUGAUGAAGGCAUUGUCAUCAGCGCAAAUGAAGAUGAGUCUGGCCUUCCCAGGAAAGCUGAUGUUUCUGCCACUGGUACGAUUGGGCGCCGACGGGGCAAUGGCUCUGUGGCUCCCCAGGAGAGGAGCCAUAACCUGAUUGAAGUUGCAACAGAUGCACCACUCAAAAAAACUGGGGGCUACUUUGCAGCCCCAGCCCAACCGGAUCCAGAUGAUCAGUUUAUUAUCCCACCAGAGCUUGAGGAAGAGGUCAAGGAGAUCAUGAAACAACACCAGGAACAGCAGCAGCAGCAGCGACAGUAUCCAUUGGACCAGCUGCCAGACUAUUAUGAUACACCACUAUGACCCUGCCUGCUUACUGUUCAGAAACAAGCUAACAAACAAGAAGGUGAAGUGCAGGACCUGCAUAGGACUCAGAAUACAGCAGGGGUUUUAACUACGCUUCCUUUUCCCUAUCCUGCCACAACAAAUAACUGCAGCAUCUUUCUGUUUGUUAGUUUUUAAUAUUCACUGACUUUCUUCUAGAGAAUCUUACCAUUAAGAUUUAAACUAGUUAACUUCCCCCUAACAUAUCAAGUGUUUAAAAAAAAAUUAAAAAAUACAAAAGGUUUAAUAUAUUGCAGAGAAACAGAUGAUGAUGUAAUAUUUUUUAAAAAGGCUCAUUUUGUUUUGUUUGGAAAGCAGGGCAGUAUGCCAGUGCUAAAUGAUUAAGUAAUAUUGUAAUACUGUAUUUCUUUGAGAGAAAAAAGGCUUUUCCGGUCUUGAAAAUGAUAGACAUUUGUAGAAUAUGGAGACUAACUCCUAGGAGUUGCUUUACUCUUUCAGGUGACCUAAGUCACUGAGAUUCACUAAUUUUCUCUGAGAGAACAGUUGAUUGGGAAAUUACUGUAAAUAGCUCAAUGUUGUAUAGUGAUGCUUAAAAUGUUUUGUAGUCUUGGCAUAAGGACACAACCUGACAAACUGACAUUUUUUUUCUUAAAUGACUUUUUGGGCCAUGUCAUCCUACAUGGGGGACAGAGUGGCUGUACAAAUUACCUAGGGUUUAGGUGAUUCUUAGACCAUAAUAAAAACCCCAAUUUUCUUCCAGUCUGGUUUUUUCUUUCCCUUACUUUUACCGAUGCAUUUUAUUUGUGUUCCUUAUUGCUGCCACAACCAGCAUGAUUGUAUAGAGCUCAUUUUACUGUAGAUCAUUUACAUACCAAGAGUUAUAUUAAAGCAGAAUGCACAAAUGAACAUGUCAUAAUUUUUGUUAUAAUAAAUAUGAAAU
Molecule: messenger RNA, 4440 nt
Organism: Alligator sinensis (Chinese alligator)
Lineage: Eukaryota; Metazoa; Chordata; Crocodylia; Alligatoridae
Gene: PHLPP1
Product: PH domain and leucine rich repeat protein phosphatase 1
Exons: 16
Coding region: 48-3518 (1156 amino acids)
Molecular function (GO): protein binding
Source: RefSeq, a predicted model, not a curated record